Molecule: messenger RNA, 1716 nt
Organism: Magnusiomyces paraingens
Lineage: Eukaryota; Fungi; Ascomycota; Dipodascomycetes; Dipodascales; Dipodascaceae
Exons: 1
Coding region: 1-1716 (571 amino acids)
Cellular component (GO): nucleus
Source: RefSeq, a predicted model, not a curated record
AUGUCUUUCAGGCGACGGCCAAAGUAUAAGGUUGACGAUAUAUUAAACGGCACAGUCCCGGAACCUCUUUCUCCAUCAAAUUACAGUCAUCACCACCACAUCUCUCAUUUCACCCAAGAUGACUCUCCUCCAUCUUCACCUUCCAUCAAAUCUGGGGAAAACGCACACCUAAUACCAGAAUCCCCCAUACUAGCAACUGCCUACUCUGCAUUGGUCGUCGACACAAACUUUAUUCUUUCGCAUGUUGAUUUGAUUGAAGAGUUGCGCGUACUUGCCGAAACCUACAACCACAUUAUCGUGAUACCCUGGAUUGUGGUGGAAGAACUAGAUUCGCUAAAGUCGCAAAACCGAAAGGAACUGGGGACCUCGCAUUCAGUAGGAUACCUUGCACGUAAGGCCACUGACUGGAUUUAUAAGGCACUUGCGGCCUGUGACUCGCGCGUGGUAGGUCAGAGAAUCAAUCAACGACUAGAUUCGUCUUUACGUGGAGAUGACAGCAUUUUAGAUUGUUGCUUAUUUUUCCAACAAGAAUACUUGCUUUUGACAGUUAUUUUAUCGAACGACCGAAAUCUGUGUAAUAAGUCGUUGAUGCACAAUAUUAAAACGGUGACAUACAGACGUGGGUUAUCUGCUAAAGAGGUAUCUGAAACGGUGGCCAAGGAGGUGGUUAUCUGGCAGGAACAAGUGAAUAGUGUUCAUGAAAAGUUUGAAAGGAAAAAAAUCAGGGAGUUUUUUGCAGAAAAAGAUGCGGAGCUGAGGAAAUAUUUUGAAGAUAUGAGUGACAAUGAAGAAAUCAAGUACCAAAACCAGAACCAGAACCAGAACCAGAACCAGAACCAGUACCUGCAGCAGCCGGUUUUGGUCCAGGAGGAUAUGGAAAUGGAUGUCGACGAACCGGUUCGACCUGAACCAGUGGAAAAACCUGCGGCCAAACCAUCUGAUCUUUUAAAAUCACGAUAUAACGAUCAGAAUUUACAAAGUUCGUCAAAAGCAUUAUCAUCAUCAUCACUGAAAAAAACUUCCAACCUGGCUCCACUUCCAGCAAAUAUUGAUACACACAAUCCCAUUGUACGAAAACAAUUGAUGUUACUACAUGAUAAAAUCAAACAGUUUGUAGCUGCACGCGACGCAGAUGGGCUACGUGACUUUUACAUACAGAAGAUUAUUGAUGAAGUAUCACCCAUAAUAUGCAAGCUUAUUUUGGAGCGGUUCCCGAAUCCGUCUGAUUUAAAGUAUAUGACAGGGGUAGAGAAUCUUGAGAAACUAUUUACAUCGAAGUCAGUUUCUACCUUUCACAACCCCCAAAAUGAGUUUGUUUAUGAUAGAAGUGUGGUGUACAAGUUUAAGUCGAUAGAAACAAUGAUUGUGAUGGUUUCUGAUUUUUAUUCUACAGUUUUUAGGGGCCGCAUUCCAUGCGAAAAUCAAAAUCAAAAUCAAAAUAACAGUAACGACCACAUUGAUAAAUACAAAUACAUGGAGCCCGGAUACUUGACAAGUUCGCCAUCGGACCAUAGAAAACAAAUAUUUAUCAAGGAUAUGAAGAUGUUUAUUUUCCAUUGGACUGAGCUCUGGGGAGGUCUCGAAGUGUCAGAGCUCCAAAGACAGCCUACAAAUUCAUCACAGGAAAUGCAACAGGGACUCUUACACGACGUGGAGAAUUAUAUUUUAGGGACCAGGAAGCUGAUGCUUUUAGGUCUUGAGCAAGUGAUGCAAUGA